UGCAAGAGAAGGUCGAGGGACCACAAUGAUCAGAAGACUGCUCUCUUUGAUUCUUCUAAGCACAGUGUCUCUGAUAGAAAUGAAUGAGGUUCCUCACCAGAUCUCUUUGAAUGAGGCUAAAAUUGGAGAUGAUAUAAAUCUGACCUGUACAAUUUUGAGUGAUGAUGCAGGGUUGUCUUACUGGUAUAAGCUGAACUUUGGAUAUAUGCUUGAAACAGUUGCUAAAGGAGCUUUUGGCAAACUAACACUUAAGGGACAGUUUGACAACUCAAGAUUCAGUGCCACAAAAGUAGGUAAUGUGCAUUCUCUUACCAUAAGAAAUAUAAGUAAAGAAGAUGAAGCAACAUAUCUCUGUCAAGCAGGAUCGGCAUACGAAAUGGAAUUCAUCACUGGCACAGUUUUGUCAGUGAAAGAUCCUAAAACUCAGCAGAAAUCUGUCACUGUGAAACAAACUCCAAACGUUGAGUUGGUCCAUCUGAAUGACACAAUGACUCUGCAGUGUUCACUCCUCGCCAAGAACAACAAAAAUGACACAGUUGAGUGUCCAGGUGAAGACAAAGUGCACUGGUUUAAAGGUGCAUCAGAAUCCCAUCCAGGCAUCGUUUAUCAUGGCAGUAUCAGAGAGAGAGAGGAAGGGAGAUGUGAAUACACGGUGUCCAAAAAUAAAACUACCUCAUCUGAUGCUGGGACGUACUACUGUGCUGUGGUCACAUGUGGAGAGAUCCUGUUUGGUGAAGGAACUAAAGUGGAGAUAAAGGGGUUCCCGGUCGUUGCUGUGCUUGUGACACUGCUGAUCUGCUCUGUGCUCGUGAACUUUGCUCUGAUUCUUACCAGAAAGCAAAAACCAGCUUGUGAACAUUGCAAAGCACAGGUUACAGCCUCCAAUCAGUCUCCAAUCAAUCAACCAGAGAGAUCAGCUACAGAACAACUGAGUAAUGUGGAGCGUGAAGAAGCAGCAGUAAACUAUGUGGUGCUGGAUUUCCCUACAAGAAAACCUAAAAGAUGGAAGAAUAAGAGAGAGUUACUGGAUGAGCACAUGCACUAUGGCGAGAGACUACCAGUAAAUAAAAGCACCUUGAGGUGACUGUUGUUGUGAUGUUGCUAUAUAAAUCAAGCUGAAUUGAAUUAAAAAUCUCUCUCAUGAAGACUGAAUAUUUAAAAUGGACACUGAUGUGAUUGAAGAGAAAAUGUAUUGUAAGGACACAUUUUUUUGCAUUAGGUUAUUGUUAGUAGCACUGCAACAUAGAUUGUUGGCUAUUUAAAUCAAAAAUACACAUUUAUUAUGUUACUGUUAUGUAUUUUAUAUUAUAUACUGUCAGACUGAUUAAUAUUAAUAUUGAUUAACUACUCAAGCUAAAAUAAAUUUCAAUAAUAAUUUACUGUCAGGAAAGAGAGAAUAUUUUAUUCCUCUUUAUGUUUUGUUAGACACUUUAUGUGUGCACAUGUUUGCUCAGGAUAAUCAGGGCAUUGUUUUUUAUUAUUGUUUUUAAUUAUUUCAGAUUCAGAGGGCAUGCUUUAGAGUAACCCCAAAACUUAGCUAGAUGGUGUAAAUUGUAAAGAGUUGUAGGGUUACUGUGAUGGUGAUAAAGGCUAUAUACUCUGGGGCCCAUUUUUGUUUUCCUGGUUUUAAAUGACCAGACCUAGAUUUUGAGAGUGAUUAUGAGAUGAUAUUAAAUUUAAGUUUAAAGUAACCUCAAUGGAAAUUGCAGCUUCAUUGCAACAUGGGAAACAUGGUAACUUAUUAAGAUACUGUGCUUAGCUUAAGUGCUACAAAGAAAUUUGUUUCAAAACACAAGCAACAUUCAGAUUCUGCAGACUGAUGAUUGCAGUUUUUAAUUAACAGUUUUAAUUAAUGAUGUAAUUUUUUUCAGACUCUGAAAUGAUUUCAUAGAUAGCUUUGUUAAAUUGUAUUCGGUGCAUGUUUAUUGCAAGGCUAGCCAAUUGAUAACAGUGCACAAAGAUAUGCAUUUUAUCAAAAUGUUUAUGGUCUUUUAACUUCUUACUUUUAUUCUUUUUACACUUAGCUUAUCUGCUCUCUGUAAUAGCUUGCAAUGCAAUUAUAAUGCAGUCAAUCAGUUGAAUUGAAUAACAGGUGAAUUCCAUACACUUG
Archocentrus centrarchus (flier cichlid) is the source of this 2110-nucleotide messenger RNA. Its product is annotated as signal-regulatory protein beta-2-like. The transcript is spliced from 6 exons. The record is from RefSeq and is a predicted model, not a curated record. Bases 26 to 1084 code for a protein of 352 amino acids. Gene Ontology annotation, biological process: response to bacterium. NCBI's taxonomy places the organism in Eukaryota, Metazoa, Chordata, Actinopteri, Cichliformes, Cichlidae.